This is a messenger RNA of Cyclopterus lumpus (lumpfish), 943 nucleotides long. RefSeq names its product ribosomal protein S2 (gene rps2). Gene Ontology annotation, biological process: translation. Bases 16 to 894 code for a protein of 292 amino acids. NCBI's taxonomy places the organism in Eukaryota, Metazoa, Chordata, Actinopteri, Perciformes, Cyclopteridae. Gene Ontology annotation, molecular function: structural constituent of ribosome; RNA binding. The record is from RefSeq and is a predicted model, not a curated record. The transcript has 5 exons. Gene Ontology annotation, cellular component: ribosome; cytosolic small ribosomal subunit.
CUUGUUCCGCAGCAAAUGGCGGACGACGCCGGUGGUAGAGGAGGUUUCCGCGGAGGUUUUGGAGGAGGUGGUCGCGGCGGCGGCGGUGGCGGCGGCGGCGGCCCCGGUGGGCCCGGAGGCAGAGGCCGUGGACGCGGCAGAGGCCGUGGCAGGGGCCGCGGUGCCCGGGGCAAGGCCGAGGACAAGGAGUGGGUUCCCGUCACCAAGCUGGGCCGCCUGGUGAAGGACCUGAAGAUCAAAUCCCUGGAGGAGAUCUACCUGUACUCUCUGCCUAUCAAGGAGUCUGAGAUCAUCGACUUCUUCCUGGGUUCUGGUCUGAAGGACGAGGUGCUCAAGAUUAUGCCCGUUCAGAAGCAGACCAGGGCUGGUCAGCGCACCAGGUUCAAGGCUUUUGUUGCCAUUGGUGACUACAAUGGCCAUGUGGGUCUGGGGGUGAAGUGCUCCAAAGAGGUGGCUACAGCCAUCCGUGGUGCCAUCAUCCUCGCCAAGCUGUCCAUUGUCCCCGUGAGGAGAGGUUAUUGGGGUAACAAGAUCGCCAAGCCCCACACCGUGCCCUGCAAGGUGACUGGUCGCUGUGGCUCUGUGCUGGUGCGUCUCAUCCCUGCACCCCGUGGUACUGGCAUCGUGUCUGCCCCCGUGCCCAAGAAGCUGCUCACGAUGGCCGGUAUCGAUGAUUGCUACACCUCUGCCAGGGGCUGCACCGCCACCCUCGGCAACUUCGCCAAGGCCACCUUCGACGCCAUCUCCAAGACUUACAGCUACCUGACCCCUGACCUGUGGAAGGAGACCAUCUUUACAAAGUCUCCCUACCAGGAGUUCACUGACCAUCUGGCCAAGACUCACACCAGGGUGUCUGUGCAGAGGGGUCAACCUGUCCCUCCCCCGACUACCUAAACUUUUUGUACAGAGAAUCGUUGAAUAAACGUUCUGAAACAAAAUGCAA